GGUCAAUCGACGUCAAUCACUUGGUUCACCACAGUCACAACGCUUCAGUACUGAGUACCGCUACAAUGGCACCAGCUCUUACACCAGGAGGUACGCAAGCGAGCUAGCCUUUUGUACAGCUAACUCAUACUUUGUCAAGCUCAGAGCCUCGCAAAGCUCCAAAACCCGAGCCAUUAGGGAGCAUUCCUUUCAUCUUCCUCUUCACAAUGUGUGCACUGUGCAUUGUCUUCAUCCUCUGGAGGCGGGCUUCGACUUUGCGGAAGGUGGUGGCACAUCGGUAUGCUCGAUCUAUCUGCAUAUACCUCGAGUGGCGACUGAGCGGUCAUGUACUUAGGCUGAACACCUGGACGCAGAAGCAGGGCACUAUCCGUCUCUCUGAAGACGACGGCCCCCCGGCGAUCGAAUUCUAUCCAAUGAUUUUGAUGAGGAUAAUCAAAGGAUUGAAGACGACGAGCCGCUUGCCGUGACGGCAGAACGCAUGAAGGUCGCGAACCACGAUA
Messenger RNA from Fomitopsis serialis, 500 nucleotides. RefSeq lists its product as uncharacterized. The transcript has a single exon. Lineage: Eukaryota; Fungi; Basidiomycota; Agaricomycetes; Polyporales; Fomitopsidaceae. The coding region runs from base 207 to 467 and encodes 86 amino acids. The record is from RefSeq and is a predicted model, not a curated record.